GCUCGCUCAAUUCGUUCUCGAGUUAUCGUGCGGACAGACAGACAGAAAAAGUUCUUUCCGACCAGACGGAGUAAUAGGCUUCGCUGAUCGCUCAGCCAACAAAGCGACUUACAGGUCCUAUUAUUUGAUGGCCAGCUGAGCUAACGUCAAAUUUAUGGACAAUCUAACCUUCAACAGGGGCACACUUUUCAUUCCACCGGUAAUGGCCGUUUUAACUGUAUUUCACAAAAAGAUGACCUUUCGAUAAGGCACAUAAAGAGUCGCAGCACCCAGGUCUCUAACAUUAUUUCAUACUUAUUUGAUGUACUUCGCCAGUGGUUGCCACUCUGACUGACUGAACAAAUCACACCACUUGGUCGUUAUGUUCCCGGUCAGCGUAUAUUGCCUGCUGCUAUCGGCCUUACUGAAGGCUGCGUUAGCUCAGCGGAUAAACAGCUUAGCGGGUCCCUACCGACUGGUCGUUGGACAUUUGGACGAAUGUCCUCCGCAAAUGCAGCCAUUGGACGUCUAUCAUGUUGUGACGUACACCGGCAUCCGUGAUCGCGUUAACAAAGACGUAUGGUGGUACUCGGCCAACCUCACAUCCUUUGUAACGGCGGACGAUAAUUACACGGCCGUUGGCAAUCUAGCAUCCUGGAAUAAUGUUGCCGGUUGGAAGGAGAACUUUUUCCAAGCGAGUAUGCCUAAUGUCUGCACAGCAGCGAAGACCCACUACCGCCUAUUUUGGCGACAAGCAAUGAAACGAGUUUUCAACGACCCAGAUAAGGAUUGCCCAUUUCCACCGGGGUUCUACUCAGUAUCAAAUGUUUCGACCAAUCAUGAUAUCAGGAAGCCGCCAGUUUUUUUCUACGGUAAAUACCGGGCAACUGGACAGAUAAUUCACACAAGAACGGGGACAAUUAUGUCUUGUUAUCGAGGCUACUUCGCCCUCGUGCCAAGGACAAAGCAAAGUCAAUAGGACCUACCGCCUAGUGCAUACAACCGCUGCUUCUCAAGUGUAAAGCGCGAGCGUUCGGUGCUCGUUUGGUCCGAGGUGCGAGUGAGAUGGCACCUCGCGCUCGCUCGCCACUGCACUGCGGGCUCCUGAGCAGGAGUACCUGACCACUCUAUUCUGCUAGCAACUUUACCCGCACCAAUCCAAUUGCGGCAGAGUGAUAACUAUGAUAAUAUUAAAACAUUCGUCUCUUAAACAAAGAAGAGUAAUGCCAAAGUCCCUUUACAAACGCUUUGUUAACUAAACGAUAGCGAACUCUAUUACUCCUCUGACGGAAAAAGUGUCAUUCUGUUUGUGUUUGGCUGUUAGCCGAAGGAUGUGAGGCAAAUAAAUAGCGUCGAUUUGGGUUA
Frankliniella occidentalis (western flower thrips) is the source of this 1344-nucleotide messenger RNA. RefSeq lists its product as uncharacterized. Bases 362 to 958 code for a protein of 198 amino acids. The transcript is spliced from 5 exons. Lineage: Eukaryota; Metazoa; Arthropoda; Insecta; Thysanoptera; Thripidae. The record is from RefSeq and is a predicted model, not a curated record.